GAUGACUGGGCUUUAAAAGGCGCAAGGCGCCCACACUGUCCUCAUUAUCGCAAAUGUAGUCGGAAAUCUGUUUAAAAAUAAAGUAACCACAAAGGAGUGACUUCACACGAGCUUUGUUGUUCAGAGCGUUCUGUCGUUCUUGGAAUAAACAAACAACCCUUUUCACAAAAUAAAAAUACUUCUAUUGACAAAGAAUCGCGGCUAGACAGGCACCCGAAAAAAAGUUUAGUCCCAUACUAUCACGUCACCUUUUACUGCCUUGGUUUGCCGUUUUCGAAUUAAGUGUUUUCCUCACCGGCUUCCGUACUUAGUUUCAAUCUGCUGUCAAGAGCUUUCAGUAAUGUACAAGUUAAUAGGAUUUGCAGCUUUUCCUGUGAGCAUGACUCUGAGGACUGUGUCUGUACAUGCCUCAAGUGAAGAGGACAAGCAAGAUAAAGAAGUUCUUACACUUGAUAAGCUGUCGCUGUAUUCGGAACCAGUUAUCAAAUAUGAAUAUAAAGAAAAAGAGCCAGACCAGCUGGAAGAGAGCAUUUCUUGGCUUCGACAGUCCGUUGAUCCAUAUACUACAUGGUGCAAGAGUACAUAUGCUAAAGUGAAACCAAGUAUAGAAAAUAUCGUACAAAUUGGAAAUGAUAACUACAAGAUUUUAAAAGACCCACCUGCUGGAUUUUAUCCUCGAAUGGGAGUCAUUGGAUUUGCAGGCAUUGCUGGGCUUUUCCUUGCUAGAGGUUCAAAACUAAAGAGGAUGGUAUAUCCAGUUGGUUUGAUGACCAUUGCUGCCUCAUUAUAUUACCCACAACAAGCUGUUAAUGUCGCAAAGACAACACAAUCAAGGUUAUACGAGUGGGGCAUCCAAAGCUACGUUUCUUUAGAAACUCUCUGGAAGGACAGCUCCAACAAAAAGAAGCCCAAAAAAGGAAAGGCAGAAAAGGUCUCUGAGAAGCCAGGUGAUGAAACAGAAGCAGCAGUGCCAGAGAACCCUGCUGGUGCAUCUAAAUAAACAGGGUGAACUUUCAAUGAUAAUGGAAAAUUCAACAGCUUUGGAACAGGAAGAAUUAUUCAGUUGUUUUCCAUCUUCUUUUUAAAGUAUUGGGUAGUAUUUGAAGGCAAGCUACCAUUCUCAGGAAGUAUUUCAAAGUACAUUACCAACUUAAUGUCCAAUAUGACUGUGACAGGAUAGUACACUGUAUCAUCAGAAAAGAGAAGUAUUUUAAGUCUCACUCCCUGUUAACUUGCAAAUGUAUAUUUAUAUAUGAAAUUAAAACCAAAUUGAAAGCC
Molecule: messenger RNA, 1278 nt
Organism: Protopterus annectens (West African lungfish)
Lineage: Eukaryota; Metazoa; Chordata; Ceratodontiformes; Protopteridae
Gene: APOO
Product: apolipoprotein O
Exons: 9
Coding region: 341-1000 (219 amino acids)
Biological process (GO): cristae formation
Cellular component (GO): MICOS complex
Source: RefSeq, a predicted model, not a curated record